Molecule: messenger RNA, 3760 nt
Organism: Carassius carassius (crucian carp)
Lineage: Eukaryota; Metazoa; Chordata; Actinopteri; Cypriniformes; Cyprinidae
Product: ubiquitin carboxyl-terminal hydrolase 36-like
Exons: 21
Coding region: 146-3514 (1122 amino acids)
Biological process (GO): regulation of apoptotic process; protein deubiquitination
Cellular component (GO): nucleus; cytosol
Molecular function (GO): cysteine-type endopeptidase activity; cysteine-type deubiquitinase activity
Source: RefSeq, a predicted model, not a curated record
GUCACGUCAAUCACGCAUGCAUACGCCCUUUUAUAAUGCAGCAUGGGGCAGAGAACGUAACAAAAUGAAGGCUUCGUAACGGAAUAUAGUCUUAACAUCAAAACAGAUUAAACGAUUCUCGGUCAUUCACCGAUGGUGACACACAAUGCCGAUAGUAGACAAGCUCAAAGAGGCCCUCAAGCCAGGCCGCAAGGACUCCAGCGACGAGGGCGACCUGAACAAGUUACUGGCUUCAUCCGCCAAGAAAGUGCUUCUGCAGAAGAUCGAGUUUGAACCUGCCAGCAAAGGCUUCAGCUACCAACUGGAGACCCUCAAGACAAAAUAUGUGAUCCUGAAUCCCAAAAACGAUGGAGCGGCGGCACAGAGACCGACUGAACCUGCUCAGAUCAAGAGACAAAUCUCUGAAAGCCUGAGUGUUGGGCAGAGCGAUGGGAUCCCUGCUCCGCAGAAGAUGCUCUUCCCUGGGAACAAGCUUUCUAUGAAGUGGGAACGAGUGUAUCGGGUUGGAGCCGGCCUCCACAACCUGGGCAACACCUGCUUCCUCAACUCUACUGUCCAGUGUUUGAUCUACACCCCGCCGCUGGCCAACUACCUGCUCUCGAAGGAGCACAGCCGAUCCUGUCACCAAUCUGGAUUCUGCAUGAUUUGUGUAAUGCAGAACCAUAUCAUCCAAGCGUUUGCCAACACGGGCAAUGCCAUCAAACCUGUAUCAUUCAUCCGAGAUCUGAAAAAAAUCGCUCGGCAUUUUCGAUUUGGGAGUCAAGAGGAUGCUCACGAGUUUCUGCGUUACACCAUUGACGCCAUGCAGAAAGCUUGCUUGAACGGAUAUCCCAAACUGGACAGACAGACACAGGCCACCACGCUGGUCCACCAGAUUUUUGGGGGUUAUCUGAGGUCUAGAGUGAAGUGCUCUCUUUGUAAAAGCGUGUCGGAUACGUAUGACCCAAACCUGGACAUCACCCUGGAGAUUCGGCAAGCGGCCAACAUCGUUCGUGCUCUGGAACUAUUUGUCAAGCCUGAUGUUUUGAGCGGCGAGAACGCCUACAUGUGUGCCAAAUGCAAGAAGAAAGUUCCAGCGACUAAGAGGUUCACAGUCCACAGAACCUCAAAUGUGCUGACGCUGUCGCUUAAACGUUUCGCCAACUUCAGUGGAGGAAAAAUUACCAAGGAUGUUGGCUACCCAGAGUUCCUGAACAUUCGCCCGUACAUGUCCCAGAGCACGGGUGAUGCUGUGAUGUAUGGGCUCUACGCCGUCCUCGUGCACUCGGGGUACAGCUGCCAUGCUGGACACUACUACUGCUACGUCAAGGCCAGUAAUGGACAGUGGUACCAGAUGAAUGACUCAAUGGUGCACUCCAGUAACAUCAAGGUUGUUCUUAAUCAGCAGGCCUAUGUCCUCUUUUACCUGAGGAUCCCUGAAAAGAAAAAUACAGAUGCUUCAAACACAAAGCAGAGUAUAGUCCACUCUGGGAGAGCUAAUAUGACACCGGAGCAGCUGAAGAAGAGCACACUUAAUGGACCUUUGUCUUCACCGCAGGUUACAAAGAAGCUUGAUCCCGCUCAGCUGAGAAAAAUCCAGUCUGUGGAUGGAGGUCUUGGUAUUCCAUUAGCCAGGUUCAGUUCAGGGGUCCACUCUCCAAAGUUGUCUAAUGGUACGGGGAACUCCCAUCCUCUGCCCAAGCCUCCUGGUGGACCCACACUGAUCGAGGAGACCUUUAAGAAAGUGAAGAAGCCAAUACCUCAGCCUCAGUCCCGCAAUGGCACUCCUGCUCCAUCCAAUGGCCUCCCCAAACCCGACAGCGACAGGAGGAGCAACAGCGAGGGCCGCGGCCUGCCAUCAUCUACCUCACUCAAAUCCCUGUCCGACAGCUCCUCGGCAGACACCUCCUCUGAGUCUAAAGAGUGUUUCGGCACAAGGAGCGCACCUGUAGGCGCCGCCUCUAGAGCGAUGGGUCCAGCGUCUCCAGCUAAGAGCACAGAGCGUGUGAGCUCAGAGGAUCAGAAGGUGGUGAAGCUCAAACCCCAGGCCCUCACCAAUGUCUCGUCAGAGCCCGUCAGCACCAUGUCCCCCCCGCCUGCCAAACGACUCGCCCUGUCCGCCAAGAAGGCCAGUCCGUGGCAGAGCCCGAGCAGCAGCACUGAGGCUCCGCCCCCUUCAUCUCCUCAUCUGUCCAGUGACCCCACACACCUUCUCAGCCGGGCCUCAACCCACCCGCACCACAGAUUUUCACAUUCGGGAAUUUCUGAUUCUCAUCAGCUCAAACUGCAAUCUUCACCUUCGACUCGCCUUCCUAAAGAAUCAAGUCCCCUUAAACGUCCCUCCUCCACUCUGGAUCCGCCCGCUCAUGCUCCCUCUCCACAGACCAAUGGCGUUAAUCCCCAGACGCCCAGUACACCUAGACCAAUCCAGAGCCAGUCAGACCCAACUACAGGACUUCCCCAGGGGCUCACCAGUCCCACUCUCAAAAAGAAGAAAAAGAAACUAAAACGAAGACAUUUGGAAGUCGAGCAGGAUGCCCCUAAAGCCUCGCCCCCAGAAGAACCCAAGCCAAGUACCGAAAUCAGGAAGAAGAAGAAGAAAAAGAAGAGGAAAAGGGAACGAGAGGCCAAAGGUCUUGUGGGACAGAGAGAGCGUGUACAGUCCCAUCUCGAGCCCUGUCAAAAUGAGGACUGGUGUCUUGGAGAAACUUGGAGUAUCAACUCAGAAGCCAAAGAAAAGGAGUUUGAGUCAUCAAAAGUGGCAGAGAAUCGUGAGACCAAACCUCAGUCAGUGCCUCCGAUUGGCCAGCCGGAGACCGACCCCGUCCCGAAGAAGAAAAAGAAGCACAAACUCACAGAGCAGCUGGAAGAGCUCAACAACGGAGUCACCGUUUCAAAGUGUGCUGUUGUAAAAGAGGUUGGUAGCGCAUACCUUGGAGAGACCAAGAAGAAAAAGAGAAAAGAAAAAAACUUAAGAGAAGAGGAGGAGAGACCAAGGGAUGAAGAACAUCUUCAUGAGGAGCUUCAGGAGACCAAUGGAGUCGAGUCUCCUCAUCAGAAGAGCAAUAAGGGCAAACUGAAACCUGGUAAACCCAGCACAGCUGCAGUGAUUGUUUGGGACAGCCGUGUUCAGGAUGGCUACAAGCGUGAGCAGAAUCAUCAAGACACAGAUGAUAUGUCGAGGAAAGGUCCGUGUUUUGCUGCUGUGUGCUGGGAUGGCAAGAAAAGCUGUGAUGUAGUCGAGGAGCUCCUUAAGAACUCCUCAGAUAAAGCUUAUGGGACUGAGGUCCUCAGUUGGGAAGGAGAUGCGUCGGCCAUCAGCAGAGACGCCUUAGAUGAUGCACGCUAUGCCAAAAACCAGACUGUCAUCGAUGAGUGGGACAGGGAGUUUGACAGUGGAAAAGUAAAGAAAAUGAAAAAAUACAAAAAGGAGAAGAGGAGGAAUGCCAAUGUCUUCCAAAAGAUCCAAGAGCAUCGUAACAUGUGGUCAGUCACGCCGGGAGGCAGGAGGAGCAGUCUGGGCUUUCACCACUGAAAGUUGUGAAAUGUGGCUCCCAGUCGUGUGCCUGACCAGAACGGUUACUUGACUGAAUCAGAAGCAGUCGGAUUGGUCUCAGAUUCUUCUGAAGAACUCAAGUCCACCCCGAGUGCAGCAGAACUGUGAAAUAAAGCGACGAGGCUGAGGUCAUCUCCUGAGGCUUUAGUCACCGUCUGAAAUCCAAAAUAUACACCAGUAAUGGUGCCCUUAUGAUCCUAGGAUCAUAGGAAAUAGGACAAACUG